Molecule: messenger RNA, 3910 nt
Organism: Manis javanica (Malayan pangolin)
Lineage: Eukaryota; Metazoa; Chordata; Mammalia; Pholidota; Manidae
Gene: SLC6A17
Product: solute carrier family 6 member 17
Biological process (GO): glycine transport; L-leucine transport; proline transport
Cellular component (GO): synaptic vesicle; plasma membrane
Source: RefSeq, a predicted model, not a curated record
GCUCCGCCCAGAUCCGUUCCGCUCCGCAGAGCCGGCGCGGCCAGAGCGCAGGGAGGGCGGCAUUCGGCCUCGGUGCCCGCAGCCCCACGCGCUCCCUCUGCCGCGGGACCUGGGUCCCCGGGCCGCUCCCCAGAGGCCUGAGCGCACCGCGGGCGGGAGCUGGGCCGGGAACCGCGGCGAGGGAGGGAGCGAGGAGCGAGCAGAGUCGCGUGCACGGGCGAGCGGCUCCGGGUCCCCUCCCAGCCCCGGCCGGUGACCGUCGCCGCCAGACUCGGGCUGCCGGUGGGAGGGCUGUGCGCCUGCGACCCGUCGGGGGCCGCAGCAGCUCUGCCGAAGCGCAGCGGCUGUGUCCGCGCGACGCCCCACGCGGGACAGGUCCCUGGAUGAGAAGGAGCUGACAACAGCUGAGUCCCACCUUCUCUGUGUGCUGGGCGCAGGGCUGCAUGGCCCGAGGGGCACCAAUGCCGAAGAACAGCAAGGUGACCCAGCGUGAGCAGAGUGGCGAGCAUGUCACAGAGUCAGUGGCCGAUCUGCUGGCCCUGGAGGAGCCCAUGGACUACAAGCAGAGUGUCCUGAACGUGGCCAGUGAGGCGGGAGGCAAGCAGAAGGCGGCGGAGGAGGAGUUGGAGACCGAGGACCGGCCAGCCUGGAACAGCAAGCUGCAGUACAUCCUGGCCCAGAUUGGGUUCUCUGUGGGUCUGGGAAACAUCUGGAGGUUCCCUUACCUGUGCCAGAAAAACGGAGGAGGUGCCUACCUGGUGCCCUACUUGGUGCUGCUGCUCAUCAUCGGGAUCCCCCUCUUCUUCCUGGAGCUGGCUGUGGGCCAGAGGAUCCGCCGUGGCAGCAUUGGCGUGUGGCACUACGUGUGCCCCCGCCUGGGGGGCAUCGGCUUCUCCAGCUGCAUAGUCUGCCUUUUUGUUGGGCUGUAUUAUAAUGUGAUCAUCGGGUGGAGCAUCUUCUACUUCUUCAAGUCCUUCCAGUACCCGCUGCCCUGGAGUGAAUGUCCUGUCAUCAGGAAUGGGACCUUGGCAGUGGUGGAGACAGAGUGUGAAAAGAGCUCAGCCACUACCUACUUCUGGUAUCGAGAGGCCUUAGACAUCUCCAACUCUAUCUCGGAGAGUGGCGGCCUCAACUGGAAGAUGACGCUGUGCCUCCUGGUGGCCUGGAGCAUCGUGGGCAUGGCCGUGGUCAGGGGCAUCCAGUCCUCGGGGAAGGUGAUGUAUUUCAGCUCCCUCUUCCCCUAUGUGGUGCUGGCCUGCUUCCUGGUCCGGGGGCUACUGCUGCGAGGGGCUGUUGAUGGCAUCCUACACAUGUUCACUCCCAAGCUGGACAAGAUGCUGGACCCCCAAGUGUGGCGGGAGGCAGCCACACAGGUCUUCUUCGCUCUGGGGCUGGGCUUUGGGGGUGUCAUUGCCUUCUCCAGCUACAACAAGCAGGACAACAACUGCCACUUCGAUGCUGCCCUGGUGUCCUUCAUCAACUUCUUCACCUCGGUGCUGGCCACGCUCGUGGUGUUUGCUGUGCUGGGCUUCAAGGCCAACAUCAUGAAUGAGAAGUGUGUGGUCGAGAAUGCUGAGAAAAUCCUGGGGUACCUCCACAACAACAUCCUGAGCCGGGACCUCAUCCCCCCCCACGUCAACUUCUCCCACCUCACCACCAAGGACUACACGGAAAUGUACAAGGUCAUCAAGGCGGUGAAGGAAGACCGUUUCUCAGCCCUGGGCCUCGAUCCCUGCCUUCUGGAGGAUGAGCUGGACAAGUCUGUGCAGGGCACAGGCCUGGCCUUCAUCGCCUUCACUGAGGCCAUGACGCACUUCCCCGCCUCCCCGUUCUGGUCUGUCAUGUUCUUCCUGAUGCUCAUCAACCUGGGUCUGGGCAGCAUGAUUGGGACCAUGGCCGGCAUCACCACGCCCAUCAUUGAUACCUUCAAGGUGCCCAAGGAGAUGUUCACAGUGGGCUGCUGUGUCUUUGCAUUCUUCGUGGGGCUGUUGUUUGUCCAGCGCUCCGGAAACUACUUUGUCACCAUGUUUGAUGACUACUCAGCCACUCUGCCUCUCACCGUCAUUGUUAUCCUCGAGAACAUUGCCGUGGCCUGGGUCUAUGGAACCAAGAAGUUUAUGCAGGAGCUAACGGAAAUGCUGGGCUUCCGGCCCUAUCGCUUCUAUUUCUACAUGUGGAAGUUCGUGUCUCCACUGUGUAUGGCUGUGCUCACCACAGCCAGUGUCAUCCAGCUGGGGGUCACGCCCCCAGGGUACAGCGCCUGGAUCAAGGAGGAGGCUGCAGAGCGCUACCUAUAUUUCCCUGACUGGGCCAUGGCGCUCCUGAUCACCCUCAUCCUUGUGGCGACCCUGCCCAUCCCUGUGGUGUUCGUCCUGCGGCACUUCCACCUGCUCUCUGACGGCUCCAACACCCUCUCCGUGUCCUACAAAAAGGGCCGCAUGAUGAAGGACAUCUCCAACCUGGAGGAGAAUGAUGAAACCCGCUUCAUCCUCAGCAAGGUGCCCAGCGAGGCGCCCUCCCCAAUGCCCACUCACCGCUCCUACCUGGGGCCCGGCAGCACGUCGCCCCUGGAGCCCAGUGGCAAUCCCAAUGGACGUUAUGGGAGCAGCUACCUCCUGGCAGGCACCCCUGAGUCGGAGCUGUGACCGUGCCCCCCACCCUCCCCACCCCUCCCCACAUACCCAACCAGCUCACUUGUCCCGGCCUGGCCUCUCCUCCCAGGCCCUCUGCCCAAGGAGUGGGGUUUGCCUUGCCUCAUCCCCAUAGGCAACUUCUCCCUAGACAUGAGUGCAGGCUGGGAGGAGCUCUGGCCCCCAUUCCAGGCUCCCAGCCCAUCUGAACUUCUGAGAUCCUGUCACCAAAUUGCAGCUGAAUAACUGGAACAAUCCAGAAGUCCUCAUUCCCUACAUAGGGGAGACUGCUGUGGCCAUUUUAGGGGUCACCCCACACUACACUCCCUCUUUCCCUGUAAAGUGGCACCUGUAGUUCUUAGGCCUUGGGGAUCCCUCUGUGCUGCCAGGUGGUGUUGGUGGUGAGAGGCCCCAGGGUCAGGUGGGGUGGGGUGUCCCAGAGGCUGCCUGAUUUAAGGGUAGGGAUUUAGGACAGAGGUGCUAGGACUUAGGUUCAGACUUGGGAUGGAGUCUGCAAAAGUUGCCAGGUUCUGUUUUGUGAGGCAGAUGGUACCCUCUGGCUUGAGCAUGAGCCGUAGCAGUGUGUGUGUGGGUGCCCCUCUGCCCCUAGGUCUACUCAGACUCUUCAUAUACCCUUGGCCCUGCCUCAGGUGGGUGGCGUGGGCUCCUUCAUCCUGCCUGGAAGGGCAAUGACUGGGCCUGGGAAACUUGCCCACCUCCGUUAGUGCUUAGCCUGCCCUCUCUUCCUGCAUCCUGGAGCCAGACUGGUAGCCUCUGCCUCUUUCCUGGACAGAGAAGGGAGAGGUUUCCAGAGCACAUGUAGUGGUUCAAAGCACAGUUCAGAUGGCUUGGAGCACAAUUGUAAAGCACACUCCCUCUCCUCUCACCUGGGGCCUGACUUUCUCACUAGCAGCAGCUCCUCCCCUAGAAUGGGGUCCCUGGAGGUCAGGGGCUCACUCCCAGGAAUCCUUGAACCUGGGGAAAGACACAUAAUUUCACUGCCCCUUUGGGCUGCCGCUCACUCUCCUUCUGCAAGCACAGCCACUUGGUGUGCACGCUGUGUGCAGAUACCUAGGAAACCUUUCCCAAGAUGCCCAGGCCCUGGUAGAGGGGCCACACCCAGUGCUGUGGACACUGGAGAGUGCCAGAGGAAAGGGCCACAUCUCUGUCCUGGAGCCCAGCGCCUGCAGCCUCCGUACCCACCCUUAGCUCUACCCCAGAAGAAGCCUGUCCUCAGAGUGCAUGCUGGGACAGUUGGAACCUAACUGGGGAAUAAGUGU